AUGUCGGAGUUGAUUUCCUUCGAAAAUCCAGUUUUCAAGUACUAUGCUUUGGCAGUUGCGGGGACUGCGAUAAACAUGUUAAUCAAGGCCCCACUCACUGCGCGACAACGAUUCAAGCACGGCGCUUUCGCGAAUCCCGAAGACGCAAAGAGCGCGAAACAAGACAAACCAAGAGUCAACGAAGAAGUCGAACGAGUUCGCCGAGCUCAUUUGAACGACCUCGAAAACGUCCCCGUUUUCUGGGCGCUCGGUUUCAUUUUCGUCCUCCUCGAGCCAAGCGAAUCCUCCGCUCGAAAUCACUUCCUCGGCUUUUUGGCUGCCCGAGUGGCGCACUCCUUUUUCUACCUCUGUCAGAUUCCUCAACCGACUCGGGGCCUCGCGUUUUUCGCCGGAGUGGGCAUUGUUGGAUCCAUGGCUGUGCAAAUUAUUCAACGAGCUCUCUAA
Oikopleura dioica is the source of this 444-nucleotide messenger RNA. The record is from the annotation of a GenBank genome assembly. NCBI's taxonomy places the organism in Eukaryota, Metazoa, Chordata, Appendicularia, Copelata, Oikopleuridae.